Messenger RNA from Filobasidium floriforme, 3673 nucleotides. Its product is annotated as putative Na+-transporting ATPase ENA-1. Lineage: Eukaryota; Fungi; Basidiomycota; Tremellomycetes; Filobasidiales; Filobasidiaceae. Bases 174 to 3554 code for a protein of 1126 amino acids. The record is from RefSeq and is a predicted model, not a curated record. Gene Ontology annotation, molecular function: ATP binding; P-type calcium transporter activity; ATP hydrolysis activity. Gene Ontology annotation, biological process: intracellular calcium ion homeostasis; calcium ion transmembrane transport. Gene Ontology annotation, cellular component: plasma membrane. The transcript is spliced from 11 exons.
GCAAAGACUCCUCGUUCACUUGAUUGUUGAAAGAGAUAGCACCUACGAUAUAAUCGAUCUAGAUUUCCACUUAUAAUCGACCAUCUCAGAUAGGGGCUCCGGGAUCGAUCACUCCUACGCCUUUAUCACCCCCCCCCCCAACCACAACUUCUGCCUGACAUCGGAUCUUCAAGAUGGUUUCCGAAAAACCAGGCAACCUCAACACCAUUCAAGAGACCAAAACCAUGGACUCGCAAGCCACGGUAACGUCGAAUCCCAGUCCGAUGGAGAAGCCUACGAAAGACCCCAACAACCCUGCCCCCGCUCGGGGCAACCUCAGCCACCCCGGUCUGUCCUCGAUGCCACACAUCAUGUCGGACCAACAGGUACUGGAGGAGUUCGGAUCCAGCCGAGACCAAGGUCUUUCGGGCAAACAGGCCGAGGCUGCGAGGCAAAAGUGGGGAGACAAUAUCAUCCAACCUCCACCCAAACCUUCGCCUCUGAAACUGCUCGGUCGUCAGAUCGUCAACGCCAUGACCAUCGUCUUGUUGGCCGCCAUGGCCGUCUCGUUCGGUACUCAGGAUUGGAUCGCGGCAGGUGUCAUCGCCGCCCUGGUCAUCUUGAACGUCAGCGUAGGAUUCUCGCAGGAAUGGAAAGCCGAAAAGACCGUCGCCGCUCUUGCCAGCGUCGGCGCCCCCGUCGCUGUCUGUCUUCGAGGAGGCAAGGAGAUCCAGGUCAAGGCCGAAGAGGUCGUGCCCGGUGAUGUCAUGCUCAUGUCCCCCGGAUCCAUCGUCGCCGCCGACGGUCGUCUCCUCGAAGGUACCGUCUCCAACCUCGAGACCGACGAAGCUCUCUUGACCGGUGAAUCCUUGCCGGUGGCGAAGAACGCGGACAUCUCGGAACAGGCCGACAUGCCCAUCGGAGAUCGUCUCUGUAUGGUAUACGCCGGAUCUCAAAUCACCAAGGGUCGUGCUAGGGCCGUCGUCGUAGGCACCGCCAUGAACACUGAACUCGGAAAGAUCGCCGAAGCGAUCGAGCGCAAAGUGACCACCAAGGAAAAGGGAUGGAGGGCCAAGUGGCACAAGGUCAUGGUCGCGCUUGGUCUCAGGGAGACGACGCCUUUGCAGAUCAAAUUGAACAGGAUCGCCUAUUUGCUACUCGCGAUCGCCAUCAUCCUCGCCAUUAUCGUCGUCGCGUCGACUGCGUUUGUCGAUAUCGAUCCUUCCAUCGCUACUUACGCUGUCGCCACCGCCGUAUCAAUCUUGCCUGCCUCUCUGAUCGCCGUCGUGUCGCUUACUCUCGCCACCGCCAGCCGAGAGCUCGCCAAGCGAAACGCUCUCGUGCGAAGGAUGGAUGCCAUCGAAGGUCUUGCCGUCGUUACUGACAUCUGUAGUGACAAGACCGGUACCCUGACUGUCGGAAAGAUGGUCAUGAAGAAGGCCUGGAUCCCCGCUCGUCUUCCCGACAGCGACAGCACCGAGAACACCACGAUGAAGCCCGCCAAGGUCGCUACCGACAUCGGUCAAACCUACGAGGUCGAAACCGGCUCCGACCCAUACUACCCUCGAGGAGUUGUUCGGGCCAUCGAGAACGACAAGCCUCUUAUGACUGAAUCGCCCUCGGAAGAUGAUGACGAGUCCAACGGGCAAGGAAACGGCGACAGUGACGACGAGACCUCGGGACCCGACGUCGUCUCUACCAACGAUAUGGAACAAAACCUCGAAAACAUGGUGCUAUGUGCCAGUCUGUGUAACAUGUCCACCAUCCACCACGGCAAAGAUGGAUACUGGCAGGCCAACGGAGAUGCUACCGAGGUCGCUCUUCAGGUUUGGGCUCACAAGAUGGGUCGCGGAAAGCCCCACAUGACCAAGGCCAAGCGACCUCAUCACGGAGAACGAACGCAGUCUCACGCCCCUCUGCAACGCAACAACUCGACCGUUUCCACCGGCAUCCACAAGGUCCCCGUCGACGGCCACUUUGAAUUGGUCGUCGAGCAUCCCUUUGAUUCCACCAUCAAGCGAAUGUCGACGGUCUGGCAACAUGUCAACGAUGACGGCUCAAACUCGGGGUCCGGUUGCAUCGCCUUUUUGAAGGGAGCUGUCGAACGGGUCCUCGAUCGAUGCGAGUUUAUCGGACUCGGCGAGGACAAGAUUCCCCUCACCGAAUCGGAAAAGGCCAACAUCAUCUCCCGAAUGGACGCCCUCGCCGCCGAAGGUCUUCGAGUCUUGUGUCUGUCUGGAAAGAGGAUUCAAUCGCGCGCCGAGCAGCUUAAGGUCAUGCCACGUGACGAGCUCGAGUCGGGCAUGUCUUUCCUUGGUCUCGCCGGUAUCUACGAUCCCCCCCGACCUCAAAGUCGAGGAGCCGUCCUGGAAGCUCAACAAGCCGGGAUCACCACCCGAAUGCUGACCGGAGACCACCCUGCCACCGCUUCUGCUAUCGCCCGAUCGGUCGCCAUUCUCGACGACAGUCAUGGAACAGGCGCCGUCAUGACCGGUCAACAGUUCGAUUCGCUUACGGAAGACGAAAUCGACGCUCUUCCCGAGCUCCCGGUGGUCAUUGCUCGAUGCGCUCCCGAAACCAAGGUCCGAAUGGUCGAAGCUUUGCACAGGCGCAAGGUCUUUGGCAUGACCAGGUUCGCGGUCAUGACUGGAGAUGGUGUAAACGAUUCUCCUGCGUUGAAGCGAGCAGACGUCGGAGUCGCCAUGGGUCUCAACGGUUCCGAUGUGGCGAAAUCCGUCUCGGACAUCGUCUUGGCCGACGACAACUUUGCUUCGAUCACGCGUGCGAUCAGAAAGGGACGAGCCACGUUCAGCAACCUGUCUAAGUUCUUGCUCUACUUGCUUUCCGGAAACAUCGCCGAAGUCUUGGUCAUGCUCAUCGGAUUGGCCUUCCAAAAUGAGAACGGGAUCUCUCAGUACCCUCUGAGUCCCGUCGCGGCCUUGUGGAUCAACACCAUCGCUGCUGGGCCUCCCGCUCUGGCUUUGGGUCUCGAGCCUACCGCGAAGGACGCGAUGGACCACACGCCCAAGGCUUACAAGACCAUCUUCACCAAGUGGUGGCUACUUGACUUGGCUUUCUAUGGAAUCAUGAUCGGUGCUUUGACGCUCGUGAACUUCGUUAUCGUCGUCUGGGGUCGGGGAGAUGGUUACCUUGGUGUGGACUGCAAUGAGGGGGCUUAUAAUUCCAGCUGCAAAUUGCUCUUCCACGGUCGAUCAACCGCUUUUGCCACCUUGACCAUCCUCUUGAUGAUUCAUUCGCUCGAGUGCAAGCACCUCGAACUGAGUCUCUUCCAGAUGAACCUCUUGGACAACAAGCUGCUCCUCUGGUCCGCUUUCGCUUUGUCCCUCACUGUCUUCCCCAUCAUCUACAUCCCCCGUAUCUCCGACUACGCCUUUCAGGUCAUCGACAUCGGUUGGGAGUGGGGUAUCGUUUUCGGGAUGAUCCUCGUCUACCUCGUCCUCACCGAACUAUGGAAGCUCAUGAAGAGGCGUCUCCGAAGGGGAGAGAACCAGACCGGAAGGAAGAUGACCGCCAAGGAGAAGAACCUGCCUCGAUUCGAGACGAUGGCGGAAUGAACAAAUACGUAUAGGCUAAUUAACGUUGCGCGCACUAGCGACAACCUUUCUGACACACACUGUAUACAUAGUAGGCCAGGCAUGCAUGCAUUUGAUGAGAUGAACGAAGUGCUUUGACG